Aplysia californica (California sea hare) is the source of this 643-nucleotide messenger RNA. RefSeq lists its product as uncharacterized. Lineage: Eukaryota; Metazoa; Mollusca; Gastropoda; Aplysiida; Aplysiidae. The record is from RefSeq and is a predicted model, not a curated record.
AUAUAAAGUCACGUUCACCUCUCUCUCCCCCCCCCCCCCAGGCGGAGUACUCGUGUGCUGUGAGCGCCAAGAUUGACGUGCUGGACAAAGUGCUGAGGUCAGAGAAGAUCUCCACCAAGUACUUGGCCUGGCUGGACAUUGGCUACUUCCGGUUACUGAUUAACCCCAAGUUCUACCCAGCCAACAAGACCUACAAGCUAGAAGUUCCUGGUGGAUUCAAUGAGAACACUGUGGCCUUCUCUGAAGUGAAUAAUCCACGCAACGUGCUAGACAACAAGCCGUGGGGCAUCAUACGUCACAACAUGGUGUGGGUGGCGAGUGGGAUCAUUGUGGGCACGCCAAAGGUAAUGUCGCAGUUCGUCAAAGAUUUCCGCGCCGCAAGAUCUGAGCUCCUAGCACAAAACAUGAUGAGCACAGCUCAGCAGAUUCUGGCAGCUCUCUACUCCAAGAAGAUGAAGGCUCAGCCGUCGAUAGGGUACAGUUUGUACUCCUGUAAGGAGGGACAGUUCGGCAUGUACCGGUCAGACAGGGUCUACUUCUGCUUCGGGUUUAAGUGUAAAGAGGCGGCUGAGAUCAGGAGUGUGGGGAAUAAUGGGACGGUGACUAAGAUUCCUGGGUAGUUUUAGAUGACUGUGUGUGUGUG